This is a messenger RNA of Impatiens glandulifera, 882 nucleotides long. RefSeq names its product homeobox-leucine zipper protein HOX11-like. Gene Ontology annotation, biological process: regulation of DNA-templated transcription. The record is from RefSeq and is a predicted model, not a curated record. Gene Ontology annotation, molecular function: DNA-binding transcription factor activity, RNA polymerase II-specific; sequence-specific DNA binding. The coding region runs from base 53 to 820 and encodes 255 amino acids. NCBI's taxonomy places the organism in Eukaryota, Viridiplantae, Streptophyta, Magnoliopsida, Ericales, Balsaminaceae. The transcript is spliced from 4 exons.
UCUCUUUCUCUCUCUAUACUCUCUCUCUCUCUCAAGGAUUUGAUUUGAUUCAAUGGAGUUAGCUCUAAGUUUGGGAGAUAAUAAUAAAAAUAAAGAAGAUCCCGGCCGACCACUUCAGCUUGAUCUUCUUCCUUUCUCCCCUGUUCCAAGAAACCAUUCUCAUCAUCUUUCCUUGCCUUGGCUUCUUCCCGACCAUUUCGAUGCAUCGGGUAGAAAGAGAUUGGGAUUGGGAUCAACUAUGGAAGGUGAAGUUGACGGUGAAGAUGGGGCGGCGAUGUCAUCUUCUCCGAACAACAGCGGCGGUUCAAAUUCAUUCAAUAUUAUGAUUGGUGGCGGCGGUCGGAAAAGGGAGUUGGUAGAAACAGAAGUUGACCAGAUGAAAGGAUCUUUAAUGAGUGAUGAAGAUGAUAAUGGAUUAACUCGAAAGAAACUCAGACUUUCUAAAGAUCAAUCUGUUUUUCUUGAAGAAAGCUUCAAAGAACACAAUACCCUAAAUCCCAAACAAAAACUUGCUUUGGCAAAACAGUUGAAUCUUCGACCUAGACAAGUAGAAGUCUGGUUUCAAAACCGAAGAGCCAGAACAAAGUUGAAGCAAACGGAAGUGGAUUGUGAGUAUUUAAAACGUUGUUGUGAGACAUUGACAGAAGAAAAUAGGCGUCUUCAAAAGGAGCUUCAAGAACUAAGAACCCUAAAAACUUCUCAGCCUUUCUUCAUGCAACUUCCGGCGACAACCCUAACUAUGUGUCCUUCUUGUGAGAGAACUUCAACUGCCGGAAAUCCAAGAUUAUUCCCUUUUAAAUCACAUAAAGCUGCGUCUUGAUUAAUUAAUUAAUUGUGAUUGAUAAACUAAUUAAUUAUUCACAUCAAAAAUUAAUUUUUAUU